GAAGAGCAACGACCACUGUUUACGAUCGCUGUACUUGUGUCGGGGGUGGUCGGCGGUUUGGCCGUCGUCAUUGCCGUUGUAUAUCUGUAUCGCUUCUGUCUGAAGAAACGACCACCGGUUACCACUACUGGCGUACCGGAGGCGAAACGCGAGCAAAUACGCAGCAAUGCUACAAGUCAAAGCCGACCACUCCCUCUGCCGUUAGCGGCGGCCGAUUCGAGCACUCCGUUCAUCAGCCAUAGCCCAUCCAAGGAGUACACUAAGGAGACGGUUGUGGAGCGUGAGUCCACGUUCGGCUCACCAACUCGAAUCGCUCAAGUGUUUCCGUUGAAUACC
Molecule: messenger RNA, 336 nt
Organism: Ostertagia ostertagi
Lineage: Eukaryota; Metazoa; Nematoda; Chromadorea; Rhabditida; Trichostrongylidae
Source: the annotation of a GenBank genome assembly